GGCUGCCGGGUUUGUGGGCCCCCUGGGUCCUAUCCAGCUGGGGCCAACUACAACUCCUAUCAUCCCCAGCCACCCCGGCCGUGGGGGCCAUGAGUGGGGUAGACCAGCACCUCUGGAGGCCAGAUGCUGGGGCGUGAGGAUGGCCUCCCAUGGCCUCGCUUCUGGCCGAACGUGGGGCGAAGCAGCAUCACGCCAAGGCUUCUUUGCUCGGCAGGAUGGGCGAAGUGGAGAUCUCGCCCCGGGCAUACGUCAAGAUGUGCCUGCACGCGGCCCGCUACCCCCACGUGGCGGUGAACGGACUCCUCCUGGCCCAGAGGUGCCGGCCGACAGCUGGUCAACCAGGAUGCCUCUACAUCACGGACUGUGUCCCCCUUUUCCACAGCAACCUGUCGCUCACCGUGAUGCUGGAGGUGGCCCUGAACCAGGUGGACAGUUGGAGCUUAGAGUCCAAUUUGCUCCUUGCUGGCUAUUACCAGGCCAACUCUGGGAUGGAUGACAAAAGCCCUUCCACCCUGGCACAAAAGACAGCUGGGCGCAUUGCUGAACUCUAUGACGAGGCGGUGCUGAUCAUGUUGGAUAACUGCAAGUUCACAAUAAAUCCACGGCUCCCUCCAAUAACUGUCUUGGAGCAGAAAGAUCGCCAGUGGGUUCCUAAAGACAAGAACCUGAUCAUGUGGACCGACUGGGAAUCCUCUCGGCAUACUUGCAAGUCUCUCCUGGAGGCCAAAGUUUAUUCCCGAUUGGUUGACUUUGAUAGCCACCUGGAUGACAUCAGACAAGACUGGACCAAUCAACAACUGAAUAUGGAAAUCGCCCAGCUGGUGUCAGUAGCCAAUGGCAGCGCGUGAAGGAGCAGAGCGAACCUGCAGUUAUCCUACCUGCUCCCCUCCAGCACUUCGUUCAUGGGGUGGGGGGGCAAUCCAGGAUGUCAGAGUAGUCCAGAUAGCAGCUAGGACCGUGUGACCAAAACCCCGCCCCCUUUUAUGGCAUGGCUGCCAUCUUGACUUUUUUUCCUCCCCCCCCCCCCGCCGGUCUCCCAAGUAGAUGCCUCUCUUUGUGAAGAGGAAGGAUGAAUUUGCAGCUGACCUUUUUUAUUUAUGCUAUCUUUGGAUUUACCCCAAAUGUUCUUGUGUAAAAAAGAAAAGGGGUGUGUGUGUUUAACCACGCCCCUGUUUUAUCCAGCGGAUAAUUUCAGGAGAUGUAUCUCAUCAGUGCUGCUAGAUUUUAUAUUUAUAAAGCCUGCCUUUGUAAACACUUCUAAACCCAAGAGGGAAACGCUGCUGCAUUUCUUAGCUUACGACCUGGAUUAAACGUUCCUCUCGGCAUGUU
This is a messenger RNA of Candoia aspera, 1329 nucleotides long. It is a transcript of the gene EMC9, whose product is annotated as ER membrane protein complex subunit 9. The transcript is spliced from 5 exons. The record is from RefSeq and is a predicted model, not a curated record. Gene Ontology annotation, cellular component: EMC complex. The coding region runs from base 150 to 848 and encodes 232 amino acids. Lineage: Eukaryota; Metazoa; Chordata; Lepidosauria; Squamata; Candoiidae.